Molecule: messenger RNA, 2535 nt
Organism: Pelodiscus sinensis (Chinese soft-shelled turtle)
Lineage: Eukaryota; Metazoa; Chordata; Testudines; Trionychidae
Gene: BARHL2
Product: BarH like homeobox 2
Biological process (GO): regulation of transcription by RNA polymerase II
Cellular component (GO): nucleus
Molecular function (GO): RNA polymerase II transcription regulatory region sequence-specific DNA binding; DNA-binding transcription factor activity, RNA polymerase II-specific
Source: RefSeq, a predicted model, not a curated record
GUUUGUUUUAAAGACACUGACAUUUUCGCUGCUGUUUUAUUUAUUGAUCCGAUUGUGCUGGUGACUCGAGCCUCCCGAGCCCCGGCUGGCGGAUUGGGAUGAAGGCGCCUCGCUGAAUGGCCACCAUGGAAGGAUCUAGCGGGUCGAGCUUUGGAAUAGACACAAUUUUGUCUAAUACCAGUUCAGGCAGCCCCGGCGUGAUGAACGGAGACUUUCGCCAGCACAGCGAUGCCAGGACCGCGGAUUUUAGAAACCAGGCCACCCCGUCCCCAUGUUCGGAGAUAGACACAGUAGGGACGGCUCCUUCCUCCCCCAUCUCCGUCACCAUGGAGCACCCCGAGUCGCAUCUGGGGCCAGAACACCAUCACCUCCACCACAGCCAGCAGCCGCCGCAAAGUUUGCAGCCCUCACCCCCCCAGCAACAACAGUUGGGCUCGGGCAACUCUGCCCCCAGGACUUCCACCUCUUCUUUUUUAAUUAAAGACAUUUUGGGCGACAGCAAACCGCUGGCGGCUUGUGCACCUUACAGCACCAGUGUCUCCUCUCCCCAUCAUACCCCCAAACAAGAGGGCAACGCAGCCAGCGAGAGCUUCAGGCCAAAACUCGAGCAGGAGGACAGCAAAACCAAACUAGACAAACGCGACGAUUCCCAGAACGAGAUCAAAUGCCACGGGACAAAAGAAGAAGGCGACCGGGAGAUUACAAGUAGCCGGGACAGCCCCCCAGUCCGAGCGAAGAAACCUCGCAAGGCGAGGACGGCCUUCUCCGACCAUCAGCUCAAUCAGCUGGAGAGGAGCUUCGAGCGGCAGAAGUAUCUGAGCGUGCAAGACCGCAUGGACCUGGCUGCGGCUCUCAACCUCACCGACACGCAGGUCAAAACCUGGUACCAAAACCGCAGGACGAAGUGGAAGCGGCAGACGGCGGUGGGACUGGAGCUGCUGGCUGAAGCUGGGAAUUAUUCUGCUCUCCAGAGGAUGUUCCCCUCGCCCUAUUUCUACCACCCGAGCCUGCUGAGCAGCAUGGACAGCACGACAGCGGCUGCAGCUGCUGCAGCUAUGUACAGCAGCAUGUACCGGACUCCCCCAGCGCCGCACCCCCAGCUCCAGCGGCCACUGGUGCCCCGGGUACUCAUCCACGGCCUAGGGCCCGGGGGUCAGCCCGCUCUCAACCCCUUGGCUAACUCUAUCCCGGGGACCCCGCACCCCCGGUGAGAGCUCAUCGCUGGCCCAGCCACCAACCCCCACCCGUCCCCCCAAUAAAAAACCGAUCGCCAAAAGCAGGAGCUAAGCAGCCGCGGGGGAGAGGAAAGGGGCCAGGAGCAGACACGAGCCAGCCGCGGAGACGACUCAGUCAGAGCAGGGACUCUUGAACCACGAACCCAGAGCCGAGCCAGUCAGUGAAACACACAGAUCCAGCGCCCCAGCCGCAAGUUCUCAGGCGAGAGAGCGAGAGGCAGCGGGCGGGAGGGCGCCAGCCCCGAGCCAGCAGAGACUCUGGAGGACCGAGGGCUACAAAGAAAAACACAACCCCCCGAGACUCCGCGCGGAAGACCAGGGGUAACGGAGAGCUUUGCACUGAUUUCUCAUGACCUUUUUUCGUAUUGAAAAGUGGCAUGCUCCGUAAUCGGAAAAAGAAAUGUACAGUUGACCAGACUGCGUGCUAAGUGAUAUAUCAUAUUUAUUAUAUGUCGUCAAAAAUCCACUUAUAUACCUGACUCAAAGUACAUCAUCUCUCCCCUCUCCCUUUUCCAUGUCUUUUUGAAUUCAGUAAAAUAAAUGCUUAGGUGACAAAAUAUAGAUUUUUUUGGUGACUGAAAAUUACAAAAAAAGGGCAAGAAACAAGAAAUAAACUAUCUUUUUGUAACAAAAAGCGGAAAUCCAAGUAAGCUGAUUUUUCUGGUGACUAGAAUGCGAGGCAUUCGGGUUCGAAAACCAGAGCCCCUCGUUUUUGGGCCCCGGUUCACUGACCUCUAAGAUUUUUAUGUUUGGUUUCUAGAUUUUAGAAGCCCCCCCUUCCCAGGUAUUGCUACUCGAGUCUUUAUUUUAAACCUUUUCGGGCGUUUUUAAAAGCUGAGAGAUUUCUUUUGUUAGCGGGAUUCAGUCGUUCCAGAAUUGCGUGAGGGACAGACAGAUGCUUUUGAAAGGAUCCUUUCGCUGGGGUUUCAAGCAGUAGCUGUGGUCUGUUCUCCCCCUCUAUGUGUGUUUCUCCCCUUCCUGAAUAUGUAAGAAGUGGGGGAGGAAACUGAAUGGUUUGCAAGGUUGGAUGGCCUGAUGCCUGGGAAACAGGAAUGUGGUCCCUAGCCUAGCAGCUGUUGCAGAGCAGCAGAAUGCUUGGGAGAAGCGAGCAGGACAGACAGCAAGCGUGAGGCGGCUGACUGUGAGCAAUUAGGAGCGGGGGGGAGGAGCAGGGAGAGAGAAUCAAGCCAGAUCCAGCCCAUAAAACCGUGCAGAUCUUUGGGCUUCUCUCUCCUAGCCAAUUUCGCUCCUUACACAGAGCCGCGCCGGCAAAGCCUUCUUACAUUGACUCCUGCCUUUU